Symbiodinium sp. CCMP2456 is the source of this 1443-nucleotide messenger RNA. NCBI's taxonomy places the organism in Eukaryota, Dinophyceae, Suessiales, Symbiodiniaceae. The record is from the annotation of a GenBank genome assembly.
AUGAAAAUCAUGGUAGCGGAAGGUCUUGAAGACCUGGAGCCAACACCGCAAGGACCUGCCCGCACGUGGACCUGGGACGUCUUUGCCUUUGCAUGGUCGAUCAUGAUGGUGAACACGGGCACCUUCUCCGCCGGCGCUGCCACGCUAAGCUUCGACCUCUCUGUACCCGAGACACUGGCCGGCCAGGCCGCUGGUGCCUUGAUCCUGGUUCUUGGCUUGUCAUUAAACGCUGCGCCGGGCGUCAAGUACGGAAUUCCCUUUCCUGUCCUGGCGCGCAGCUCCUUCGGAAGCGGAGGUGCGCAUUUCUGCACCCUCACACGUGGGGCCGUUGCUACAAUGUGGCUGUCCUUCCAGUGCUGGCAGGGUGCCUUGGGACUCUACGCAGCCUUCGUGCAUUGUGCGGGGAAGGAGGCCAUUGAGUAUUGGGGAAAGAUUGAUGCGAAAUUCCAUGCCGUGAAGCUGGUCAUCUUCGUGGCUUAUUUGAUGAUGCACGCAGUUUUCAUCCAGCUGGGCUUGCAGAAGGUCAAGUGUGCAAUCUACUGUGCUCUACCGGGUCUCAUCAUCGGCAUGGGCGUCAUCGCGCUCUGGGCCCAGACCCUGAGUCCUAUCUCAGAAGCCUUUGAAGCUGCCGCGGAGCAGGGGCCCGAGCCUUUCGAAGGGAGCAAGGUUGUGGCCUUCAUGGCGGCGAUGAACUCGAGCCUUGGAAGUUGGUCCAUGCUGCUGCUAAACGUUUGCGACCUGAGCCGCUUCGCUCCGAGGCAGUCGGAUCAUGUCUGGGGACACCUGGUGGGAGUUCUGGUGCCCUUUAUGGCAACCCUUCUGCUGGGCAUGUUCGUUGCAGGAGCCACGAAAGUAGCCUUCGGCAGUGCUGUGUGGCAGCUUCCAACCAUCUUUGGUUACUGGCAUCCAGUUCUCAGCGUGCUUGGCGCACUGGUGCUAGCCAUCGGGACAAUGGUUGUAAACAUCUUGGCCAACAUCCCCUCGCCCAGCAACGACAUCAUGAACCUAGCACCGAAGCGCUUCACGCACCGCGGCUGUGGCUUCUUCGUCCUGCUCCUCUCUUUCGCUGUGUGCCCCUGGUGGACCUUCUCUGGCGAGGUCACCUUUGUGCUAACCUUUCUCGACGGCUACGCCAUGGUCACCGGUGCCAUCGCUGGCGUCUUCCUCUGCGACUACUGGGUCCUCAGGGGACGGUUUCUGGAUCUGGAGGAGCUCUAUUCAUCUACAGGCAUCAAGUGGCGCCCUCUGCUGGCCGUGGCUGUUGGCAUUGCCCCCUGCUUUCCAGGAUUCUUGGAUGCCACCCUGGCCGCCCACAGUGAAGGCCACGUGAGCUUGGUGACGCCUUUCUGGGCUCACCUCUACUCCGGUGGAUCCUUUUUAGUUUCCCUCGUCGUCUCGGCACUCGCGUACUUCCACUCAUCUUCGAGUUCCGAUUUUCUGUAG